Drosophila obscura is the source of this 681-nucleotide messenger RNA. It is a transcript of the gene Bacc, whose product is annotated as bacchus. The transcript has 4 exons. Lineage: Eukaryota; Metazoa; Arthropoda; Insecta; Diptera; Drosophilidae. The record is from RefSeq and is a predicted model, not a curated record. The coding region runs from base 207 to 653 and encodes 148 amino acids.
GGCGGCGAUUUGUAAACGCUGCCGCGCGAGUAUGUUCAUUCUUGUUCGAGACUUCAACGGGUACAUAUCGUGCAAUAAAAAGAAAUAAACGGAGUAUACACACAAGGAGCAUCAAUCAUUCAGCUAAAGCCCAUAUAACCGUUAAGCGUUAUCUAACAUAAACAAAAAAGUUUUUCAAAAAACUACAAAAAACAUCCAGAAACAAAAUGUCUGCAGCCACAGAACAACAGAAUAACGGUGAUGUUGCCGUCGAAAAGGUGGCCGUCAAGGACGAUGUCGCCGCGGUGAAGGACGAUCUCAAAGCCAAGGCAGCCAGCGAGGAUAAGGCAGCAGCCGAUGCCGCUGGCGACGCGGCCGCUGAUAACGGUACGGCAAAGGACGGCGAGGAUGCUGCCGCUGCCGCCCCCGCUAAGGAAUCAGUGAAAGGCACCAAGAGGCCAGCAGAAGCCAAAUCCGCCGAAUCAAAGAAGGCCAAGAAGGCCGCCGACGGCGACUCUGACGAGGAGGAGGCUCUGGAAGAAAUCAUCGAGGGCGACAGUGAAAUCGAGAGCGACGAAUACGACAUACCCUAUGAUGGUGAGGAGGAUGACAUUGAAUGUGAUGACGAUGAUGAUGAUAAUGACGAUGGUUCCGGCUCGGACGAUCAAGCGUAAUAAUAAUGUAGUCAAAAAUACAACAAAA